AAAAUGAAAUUACUUUAUUCAGCUAACUAAUGGAUAAAUAUUUACUUAUAGUUUCAGAAUCGGCCACAAUUAAGCAGGAAAUUGUAAAGUUACCUGCAAUAAUGUCCAAUUGUAACUAGACAGAUGUGCCAAAUAUUGAGGAGUUAAAUACAUUCGUGUCCAAGAUUAACCACUAAAAAAGACUUUGAGUGCGGCCAAACUUUGGAAAAAUAAAUAUCUAUUUACGAGGCAGCGCGUUUAGAUGGAUCGGAUCGAUUGCGAUUAAACAACAACAGCAAUACGUAUUGUUUUAUGAAAAUCCCAAUUUUAUGAAUCUUUCUUAUAUAUCUAAUUAAAAAUAAGGAAACCCUCCCAACUAGUCAAAGGCAAAAGAAAAGUAAAUUUAUAAAACAACAGUUUAAGAAUAGAGGAGAAACCCAUUAAAAAAGACAAGUGAUUGAAACAGUUGCAUUUAACAUUACGUAAAUUCUUUGCGGCUCUACCAUUCUAGGCAAUCUAGAUUUGCCAUUUCCUCGCAUUAUUAAAGGAUCUCUUCAUCGUGUAUAUCAUACAUAUAUAAAUACUCGCUCACACACGUUCCAUAGAGCCCAAUCGUUGUGAAAUAAAUUCAUAUAAAAUGGGCAACAAAAAUUCCUGCUGCGCUUAUUCCAGUCCUCAAUCAGAUCGAAAAUCAAAAGACAUACCACCCGUCUAUGAGGAGCGUCAUCACGUACAUAGCAGCCAUCACACUUCUUCAUCACAACAUCAGCUAGAUGGUCAUAUUUCUGCUUCCACAGCGGCUAUUCAUCACAGUGAUGGUACACUGGACAAUCCGCAUAAUUUACAACAUAUUUCAGAACGUGAGGCGCUCGAAGGCGAUGAUGAUCCUUCCGUUGACCCAACAGCGGCCACUAUGUUCCUCGAACGAUCCAAAGUCGAAAAUGGUGGUAUUUCACGUAAGCGCUCCCAGCAUCAAAUCGCUCAACAGGCGGCGAAUUCAACUGGUGGUGGUCUGAAGAAAAGUUCAUCUUGCUCCACCAUCUAUUUGGAUGACAGCACUGUAUCACAACCAAAUCUCAAAAAUACAGUGAAAUGCGUCUCACUCGCCAUUUAUUAUCACAUCAAAAACCGACAGUCCAAUCGUCGGCUAGAUAUUUUCGACGAAAAGCAGCAUCCUCUUACGCAUGAUGCUGUUCCUGAUGACUAUGAUUCGCAUAAUCCGGAACAUAGACAGAUCUACAAAUUCGUGCGCACGCUCUUUAAUGCGGCUCAACUGACUGCUGAAUGUGCCAUUAUAACGCUAGUCUAUCUUGAGCGUUUGCUCACUUAUGCGGAAUUAGAUUUGGCACCGUGCAAUUGGAAGCGUAUGGUAUUGGGUGCCAUACUGCUCGCCUCCAAAGUGUGGGAUGAUCAAGCUGUCUGGAAUGUGGACUAUUGUCAAAUCUUAAAGGAUAUCACCGUUGAAGAUAUGAAUGAACUUGAACGCCAAUUCCUUGAGUUAUUGCAAUUCAAUAUUAAUGUGCCCUCAUCCGUCUAUGCCAAAUAUUACUUUGACUUGCGUACGCUCGCCGAAGCGAACGACUUGUCAUUCCCAACAGAGCCUCUCUCCAAGGAGCGGGCCCAAAAGUUGGAGGCCAUGUCACGCGUUAUGCAGGAUAAAGUGACUGCCGAAGCAUUGAAGAAUGGAAUGAAAAAGUGGUCAUCAAUGGACAACAUAAGCCAAGGCGGGCCGCGACGUUCUGUGGCUAUACUUUCGUGAUUUUCGUUAGUUUAUUAGAUAGCAUUUGAUAAACUAAGGUUAAACAAAGAAGAAGUGCGUGAAACAUUUAAAUAUUUUGAUUAUCAAAUAAUUAUACGCACACUUUAGAAACUCACAUUUCCUCAGGCCCAUGGGAAACUCGUAACACACGAUUUGUUCAAGUACGCAAUUUUAUACGUACGAAAACUUUUGAAAGUAGAUUCUCAGAGAGAGGAAAGUCAGCAAAGGAGUAUUUUGGUAGUUUGGUCUUACCAUAUAUUGCGAUUUCAUUUUCAUUGGAGACUGCAAUCAAGUUUCAUGCGAAAAAAGUUUCAUCGUAAAAUAGCUUAUAAAAAUCACUCACACUCCCUAGUGCGGGCACAAUUGCCGUCAAAAUGCGUCGGGCAUUUCUGAAAUGCAAUGAUAAUGCUGUCAUUACUUCCCCUAAAAAUACUUCUCUUUAUUUAUACUGUUUAAUCAAAUGCAAAGCUCUUGACUGGAAUCACAAACCAUAAAUAUUAGAAUCGCCUACUACUUCAGCUGCUUGUAUGUAGCUGUAAAUUACCAAGGAAUUGUCCUUUUUCAUGAGAUUGAAAUAUAUUUGAAAACCUAAUUUUAGAGUCGCAAACAUGCCUGCGAACUCGAGUGAACACACAUAGGGUGCAUACAAUAGCAAUACGAUGUGGUUUAAAGCAAAAAUAUUUUUAACGGGAAAAAAAUGGCAGACGCUGUUGAAAUUUGUUUGCUUGCAUUGAGUAAAGGAUAUCCCUCACGCACAGGAAAACAUCAGAAAUAUAUGCGAAAUAAUCUCAAGAUACGAGUACACUUGCACAUUGACACUUCCGUUAAUAACCGGUAGCAGUAGCUAUUUACAAUAGUUUGUAUUUAUAAAACUCGAAUUGUGCAAACCAAGCGCUAAGGACCAUUUUAAGUAGCUUUUAAUAAAUGUUAUUCAAGUAUAAAUACAGAGAGAAGUAGAAUAUUCAGAUUUUAAAAAUAAAGAAUCAGUGGGGAAAAAAAAUUAAAGUAGAUUACGAUUUAAUAUGAAUGAAAACACGAAUUGUAUGCUUUAAAAAGCUUAAUAAGACUCCAAAGUACGCAGAUAUUUUUAGUACUAAAGGAAAUCAUAAAUAAAAAAACACGAUUCAACGUCAAACAAUUAUUUCAUAAUCAAGAUUAUUUUGUAAAUGUUUUUUAUAUUUGUAAAACUAAAACUAUAAUUUAUCAGACUUAAACGGACUUUAGUUACCAAAAUCAUCGACUCUAAUACAUAAAACAAAGAAUUGUAUAUUUUUUGUAUAAAAAUUAUUUUUGUGAUCAUAAAAAUGUGUUAAUGCAAUUUCACUCUAGGUGGUUUUCAAAAAUGCGUUUUAAUUAUCGUAUACACCUAUUUUAAAAUCUUAAAUCUAAAAAAAACAUUUAAUUGUUCUUAAGUAACACUAAAAAGUAACGAACAAAAAUAAAUUACUUGAAACUCUUUAAGCUCAUAACAUUACUGCAAAGUAUCUAUGUAAGAUUUACUUUU
Molecule: messenger RNA, 3242 nt
Organism: Rhagoletis pomonella (apple maggot)
Lineage: Eukaryota; Metazoa; Arthropoda; Insecta; Diptera; Tephritidae
Product: cyclin-Y-like
Exons: 2
Coding region: 617-1738 (373 amino acids)
Biological process (GO): regulation of cyclin-dependent protein serine/threonine kinase activity; regulation of canonical Wnt signaling pathway
Cellular component (GO): plasma membrane
Molecular function (GO): cyclin-dependent protein serine/threonine kinase activator activity; protein kinase binding
Source: RefSeq, a predicted model, not a curated record